GCCGCCAUGGGCGCUCACCUGAGCCGCCGUUACCUGUGGGACGCCGAGGCCGAGCCCGACCCGCUGCACAUGCCGUCCUUCCCCGCCCGGCUCGGCCUGCCGCGCCGCCAGCCGCGCGCCAUGGUGGCCUCGGCGGCGCAGCUGGCGCAGGCCCGCGUGCCGCUGGAGCAGCGCGACUUCUGCGGGCACCACCUGCUGCGGCUGCUGCGCUGCCAGCGCGACAACUUCCCCGUGCCAUGGCGGUGCCACGCGCUGCGCCACGCCUGGGACGGCUGCCAGCACGAGGACUACGUGAUGCGCAUGAAGGAGUUCGAGCGUGAGCGGCGCCUGCGGCUGCGGCAGCAACGGCUGAGACGGCGCGGGGACGGUGACGGGGACAGCGAGUGACACCCGGUGGCACCACGGGGACAGUGAUGGGGACAGCGAGUGACACCCGGUGACACCACGGGGACGGUGACGGGGACAGCGAGUGACACCCGGUGACACCACGGGGACGGUGAUGGGGACAGCGAGUGACACCUGGUGACACCCAGUGACACCCAGUGGCACCACGGGGAUGGUGACAGGGACAGCGAGUGACAGCGAGGGACACCCGGUGACACCAUGGGGACAGCGACGGGGACAGCAAGUGACACCUGGUGACACCCAGUGACACCCGGUGAUACUGCAGGAACAGCGAGUGACACUGGGUGACACCCAGCAACACUGGGUGACACUGGGUGACACCCAGAACACCACGGUGACACCUGAGUGACACUGAGGACACCGUGGUGACACCCAGGAACACUGAGUGACACUGGGGACACCACGGUGACACUGAGUGACACCGGAGUGACACCAAGGACGCCUGGUGACACUGGUGACACCACUGUGACGGUGACAUGAGGACCCCCGCGCAAUUAAGCCCCCGAGUGACACCUGGUGACCCCGAGUGACACUGGGGACACUGUGGUGACACCGAGUGACACCGCGGUGACGGUGACACAAGGACCCCUGAGUGACACCGGUGACACCGCAGUGACAGUGACAUGAGACCCCCGCUCAAUAAAGCCCCAAGUGACACCGGUGACACAGAGUGACAUCAAGUGACACUGGUGACACCGUGGUGACGGUGACAUGAGGACCCCCAAGUGACACCAGUGACACCGCGGUGACGGUGACACGAGCCCCCCGCUCAAUAAAGCCCCAGGUGACACCCGGUGACACCAAGUGACAGUGGUGACAUCAAGUGAUACCGCGGUGACGGUGACACGAGCCCCCCGCUCAAUAAAGUCCCCAGGUGACACCUGGUGACACAGGUGACACCGCAGUGACGGUGACACAAGACCCCCGCACAAUAAAGCCCCAAGUGACACCAGUGACACCAUGGUGACGGUGACACGAGGACCCCCGAGUGACACUGGUGACACCGACACGAGCCCCCCUGCUCAAUAAAGCCCCGAGUGACACUGGUGACACCGAGUGACACCCGGUGACACCGCGGCGACGGUGACACGAGGACCCCCGAGUGACACCGUGGUGACGGUGACACGAGCCCCCCGCUCAAUAAAGCCCCGAGUGACACCGGUGACACCGUGGUGACGGUGACACGAGGACCCCCGAGUGACACCGCGGUGACGGUGACACGAGCCCCCCGCUCAAUAAAGCCCCGAGUGACACGA
Lonchura striata (white-rumped munia) is the source of this 1661-nucleotide messenger RNA. Lineage: Eukaryota; Metazoa; Chordata; Aves; Passeriformes; Estrildidae. The record is from RefSeq and is a predicted model, not a curated record.